AUGAGAGCCGACGAUAAGGGACUCCACCCGGUCCCCUUUGAGUCUCACUCGGAGCACCUAUCGGACAUGAUCACUCCAAAGAGGAUGCGCUCCUUUGGAGGUGCUGCGUGCUACCCCCACUCGCCAGCGCAGCAGGCGCCGCCGAUGCCACUUGCAUGGCUCGCAGGGUGGGUCACCUUGGGCCUGCUCGCGAACCUCGUGACGACCAGCGCCGUCCCGUUCAAUCCCUCGCAAGUGAAAUUUUUGAAUGACACCAAAAAUUGGUGGAGCGACCCUCCAUCCGACUGCGACCAUGUGUACGGCCUCAAGUGCGACGUGGAUGGCAUGAUAACUGAGAUGUGA
This is a messenger RNA of Closterium sp. NIES-65, 342 nucleotides long. The record is from the annotation of a GenBank genome assembly. Lineage: Eukaryota; Viridiplantae; Streptophyta; Zygnematophyceae; Desmidiales; Closteriaceae.